Molecule: messenger RNA, 2599 nt
Organism: Chrysochloris asiatica (Cape golden mole)
Lineage: Eukaryota; Metazoa; Chordata; Mammalia; Afrosoricida; Chrysochloridae
Gene: EIF2B5
Product: eukaryotic translation initiation factor 2B, subunit 5 epsilon, 82kDa
Exons: 16
Coding region: 95-2266 (723 amino acids)
Cellular component (GO): eukaryotic translation initiation factor 2B complex
Molecular function (GO): translation initiation factor activity; guanyl-nucleotide exchange factor activity; translation initiation factor binding
Source: RefSeq, a predicted model, not a curated record
UUAGUCCUUCGCAUUUGAAGUGCAGAGCCCUUUUUGUCCCCUACUGCGUGCGGUGGCAGUUUCCGUGCGGAAGUGGGAACCGUGAAAGAAGAAGAUGGCGGCCACUAUGGUGGCACCAGCUGUUACCGUGGCCAGUCGGGGCAACAAGCGUGGUGGCGGCGGGCCGGGAGGUGGCGGAGGCGGUGGUGGAGGAGCCAGAGGAGUAGAGGAGGAACCGCCGCCGCCCCUACAAGCAGUUCUGGUGGCUGAUAGCUUCAACCGCCGCUUCUUCCCCAUCUCCAAGGACCAGCCUCGGGUCCUCUUGCCCUUGGCCAAUGUGGCACUAAUUGACUAUACUCUGGAAUUCUUGACUGCCACAGGUGUACAGGAAACCUUCAUCUUCUGUUGCUGGAAGGCUGCUCAAAUCAAGGAACAUUUACUGAGAUCCAAGUGGUGCCGCCCUACAUCCCUCAAUGUGGUUCGGAUAAUUACAUCUGACCUAUAUCGAUCUUUGGGGGAUGUUCUCCGUGAUGUUGAUGCCAAGGCCUUGGUGCGCUCAGACUUCCUUCUGGUGUAUGGGGAUGUCGUCUCAAACAUCAAUAUUACCAGAGCCCUAGAAGAGCACAGGUUGAGACGGAAGCUAGAAAAAAAUGUAUCCGUGAUGACAAUGAUCUUCAAGGAGUCAUCACCCAGUCACCCAACUCGUUGCCCUGAAGACAGUGUGGUAGUGGCUGUGGAUAGUGCCACAAACAGGGUUCUCCACUUCCAGAAGACCCAAGGCCUCCGGCGUUUUUCUUUUCCUCUGAGCUUGUUCCAAGGCAGUGGAGAUGGGGUGGAGAUUCGCUAUGAUUUACUGGAUUGUCAUAUCAGCAUCUGCUCUCCUCAGGUGGCUCAACUCUUUACAGACAACUUUGACUAUCAGACUCGAGAUGACUUUGUGCGAGGCCUGUUAGUGAAUGAGGAGAUCCUAGGGAACCAGAUCCAUAUGCACAUAACAACUAGGGAAUAUGGCGCCCGAGUCUCCAACUUACACAUGUAUGCAGCUGUCAGCGCUGAUGUCAUCCGUCGAUGGGUCUAUCCUCUCACACCAGAGGCAAACUUCACUGACAGCAGCAUCCAGAGCUGCACUCAUUCUCGGCACAACAUCUACCGAGGGUCGGAGGUCAGCCUGGGCCGUGGCAGCAUUCUGGAGGAAAACGUGCUGUUGGGCUCUGGCACUGUCAUUGGCAGCAAUUGCUCCAUCACCAACAGUGUCAUUGGCCCUGGCUGCCACAUUGGUGAUAACGUGGUGCUGGAUCAGGCCUACUUGUGGCAGGGUGUCCGCGUGGCUGCUGGAGCACAGAUCCAUCGGUCUCUGCUCUGUGACAAUGCUGAGGUCAAGGAACGAGUUACACUGAAGCCACACUGUGUCCUCACUACCCAGGUGAUAGUGGGCCCAGACAUCGUGUUGCCUGAGGGUUCGGUGAUCUCUUUGCACCCGCCAGAUGCAGAGGAAGAUGAGGAUGAUGGCCAGUUCAGUGAUGAUUCUGGGGCUGACCAAGAAAAAGAGAACGUGAAGCUGAAAGGUUACAAUCCAGCAGAGGUAGGAGUGGGAGGCCAGGGCUACCUCUGGAAAGCUGUAGAAAUCAACAUGGAGGAAGAGGAGGAACUACAGCAAAAUCUAUGGGGACUUAAAAUCAGCAUGGAAGAAGAGAGUGAAACUGAAAGUGAGCGAAGUAUGGACUCUGAAGAGCUGGACAGCCAGACUGGUUCCCCACAGAUGGAUGACAUCAAAGUGUUCCAGAAUGAAGUCCUGGGAACACUACAGCGGGGCAAGGAGGAGAACAUUUCUUGUGACAAUCUAGUCCUGGAAAUCAACUCUCUCAAGUAUGCCUACAAUAUAAGCCUAAAGGAAGUGAUGCAGGUGCUGAUCCACGUGGUCCUGGAGUUCCCCUUGCAGCAAAUGGGCUCUUCACUUGACCCAAGCCACUACUCUGCCCUGCUGCUUCCACUGCUCAAAGCCUGGAGCCCUGUAUUUAGGAACUACAUAAAACGUGCAGCAGACCAUUUGGAAGCCUUGGCAGCCAUCGAGGACUUCUUCCUAGAGCAUGAAAUUCUUAGUACUUCCCUGGCCAAGGUGCUGAUGGUGUUUUACCAGCUAGAGAUCCUGGCUGAGGAAACAAUCCUGAGCUGGUUCAACCAAAGGGAUACCACAGAUAGUGGCCAGCAGUUGCGCAAGAAUCACCAGCUGCAGAGGCUCAUCCAGUGGCUGAAAGAGGCAGAAGAGGAAUCAUCGGAAGAUGACUGAAGUCACGCUGGCAUUACUGGCUCCUGGGUCAGGGCAAGUGAGGAGCUAUUUGCAGGAUAAGUGACUAUCAUCCAGGCUGAGAAUUGGAAGGAGCAGAGACUGGAACUACAGUAUUCUUCCCACCACUAGUAGCCAUGUACCUCCCAUCCUAACUGGGGAGUUGGGGUGAGGGAAGAUGGAAUGGAAUAAAGCUCUGCCUAGGGAGGAGCUCGGCAAGGCCUGCCAUUGGAGGAAGGCCAGAGGAACAGCUUUGUGCCCUGGCUUUCCCUUAGGGAACAGGAGAGACCAGCUGGCCUCCUUUGCUGCUUAUAUUUGUUAAUAAUUAAAACAGAG